This is a messenger RNA of Lodderomyces oxycetoniae, 1518 nucleotides long. It is a transcript of the gene OBPA, whose product is annotated as oxysterol-binding protein related protein. The coding region runs from base 1 to 1518 and encodes 505 amino acids. The transcript has a single exon. NCBI's taxonomy places the organism in Eukaryota, Fungi, Ascomycota, Pichiomycetes, Serinales, Debaryomycetaceae. Gene Ontology annotation, cellular component: cortical endoplasmic reticulum; intracellular membrane-bounded organelle; membrane. The record is from RefSeq and is a predicted model, not a curated record. Gene Ontology annotation, molecular function: sterol binding. Gene Ontology annotation, biological process: maintenance of cell polarity; piecemeal microautophagy of the nucleus; exocytosis.
AUGUUGAGCAAGUUGAAGAUAUCUGGCCCUUCCUCCGGUCCUUCCUCCGGCUCUGCUGGCGAUGCCAGCACAGCCUCUGGCCCUUCAGGGCUGGUGGACACCGACGACAUCAACGAGAUCACGCACGAAGGACAAUCGAUCCUCAUGAAUAUCAUUUCUCAAUUACGCCCUGGCAUGGACUUGACGAAAAUCACGCUUCCUACAUUCAUCUUGGAAAAAAAGUCUAUGCUAGAGAGGAUCACCAACUUUUUUCAGAUCCCUCAGUUAUUGGUCGUGGCGAAUCGGGAAGAGGACGAGUUGAAGAGGUUUGUGGGGGUGGUCAAGUGGUACCUUGCCUCGUGGCAUAUAGCCCCGAAGGCAGUGAAGAAGCCAUUGAAUCCGGUGCUAGGGGAGACCUACUCUUGCUACUGGAUCCUUGACACUACUGCCUCUACUGCCACUGCCGAAGGUAGUGGCAGUAGAGAGAAGGGUGCUGGUACUACUGGUACUGCCUUUGGCAGUAGCAGUAAAGGCCAUAGCAGUAGUAGUAGAGAGAAGGGGGGUGGUAAAGAGCAGGGGGGUAGUAGAGAGAAGGGGGGUAGUAAAGGGCAUAGCAGUGCUAGUAGAGCAGAGGAUAGUGUUGGCCCUGGCAUUGCAAGCACUGCCAGUGCUAGUAGAGCAGAGGAUAGUGCUGGCUCUGGCACUGCCUGCGGCACUGCCAGAGCUUCUAAUGCCACCGCCUAUUAUGUCUCCGAACAGUGCUCCCACCACCCGCCCAAAUCCUCCUACUUCUACAUCUACCCUUCUGAGAAAAUCCGAGUCGACGGCGUAGUAAUCCCCAAAUCGCGCUUCCUAGGUAACUCGUCUGCAGCCAUUAUGGAGGGGCUCGGCAAGGUCACGUUCCAUAACUGGAACGAGACGUUUACAAUGAACCAGCCAAACGUCUACUGCAGAGGGAUCCUCUUUGGCAAGAUGAGAUUGGAGCUAGGCGAUAAGGUGGAGGUGAGGAGUAGAAAGUACUGUGCAGAGAUAGAGUUUAAGACCAAGGGGUUUAUUAGUGGGGGGUACGACGAGAUCAGGGGUACAAUCAAGAGCUCCUCGGGAGAGGAGCUAAUGGUCAUAAGUGGUAAAUGGAAUGAGAAAAUAUCCUUUAAGGGUGUUGAGGAGCUAGAUGUGAGGGAGAUUAAGACAUUUCCCCCCGUUUCUAUUGAUGGAGGGGCGCUUUCUUCUCAUCGAUUGUGGGGCCCCACGAUCGCUGCACUUGCAGCAAGAGACCACAAGACCGCCACUGCUGAGAAAAUGAAGGUGGAGGAGGAGCAGAGGGUGUUGGCGAAGAAGAGGAUUGAGGAUGGAGUAGAGUUUAUGCCGCGGUACUUUCAGCGGGGAAAGGAUUUGGAGUAUGAGUUUAAGUGGGGGAUCGAUAUGGAGAGGGGAGAGGAGGAGAUUGGGAGAGAGGUGGAGGAGGUGUUGAGAGGGGGGAGGUAUGAGAUUCCAGAGUAUAGACACACCAGAACGAGUGAACACACCAGCACGAAGUGA